Messenger RNA from Cuscuta epithymum, 2455 nucleotides. The record is from the annotation of a GenBank genome assembly. NCBI's taxonomy places the organism in Eukaryota, Viridiplantae, Streptophyta, Magnoliopsida, Solanales, Convolvulaceae.
GCACGCUAUUUUGCCGACCCCUCUGUAUCAAUCGUACUGCACAAGUCCAGAUCGAACUGAAAAAAAAUCUCCCCGGCUCACCUCUCCUUCUCAUCGGACAUUCCGGCUCUAACCUCCACCAACUCACCAAGCUGGGACGCCAAGUCGCCGGUCGCCUCUUUUAUCCUCAAAACAUGAGGAUAACCUUGCUUGCUGACUGCUCCUUGCUGAUAAACAAAACUCAAGCAAAAGGCACUAAUAACGGAAGUAUGUCAUAGCAAAGAAAUUGCAGAGUUACUUAAGGUAACAAUUUCUUCUGUUGCCUCAUUUUGAUGCAACUAAUUGAGCUUACUGGUAGCAAGAGUCAAAUGGGUGCAUGGGAAUGCUUGAAGUUUUAUACUAGUAAAGUUGGGUACUCAAUGUCCUCUAUUUCACCAUACAGAGUAUAUCUGGGGUUAGGGCUGCAAACAAAAUAUGAGAUCUGUAAAACACUUCAUCAUGAAGCUAAAUCAAUGCUGGAGGGCUUCCUUCACCGGAUAGUUAUCACAUUAAUCUACUUCUAUUCUGAAAAUGUCAAGAAAAAGAUUAGAGGUGUCAAAAAAGGGAAGCAGAAAGGACGAAAACUGCUCACUGAACAAGAUAGUGCAAUUUUUUCAUUUUAGAGCCUGAGCAGUUGAUCCAUCCAAUGCUAGUAUAAGGUAUAAUGUUAUAUAUAAAGUUCUCUAGCUAUUGGUUUUAUGUUUUGCUUAAAAUUAUAAUAACCCUGUAAGGCAAGUCUUCAAAUUCUGUUAUCGUUAAGUUUGCCUUCUGUGUUUUGAAAAAAAAAAUAGGGAGAAAGCAAGCUUUGAUAUCACUUUCAGACAAGAAGGAUCUUUCUCUGCCUAGAAAUGGAUUACAAAAAUUAGGGUAAGUAUAUUAUCUUAUUUAACUAGUUGCCUCGCUCAUUGUCAAUAGCCUGCUAUAUAACUUUAACUUCAUUUGAAAGAGGUUAUUAAUAGCUACCACGUUGAUUAAAAAGUUUGUGCUCCUUUGUAACUCCAUUUCCUUUGCUGUCACAUUUGUGUCAUAGUGGUUGUGAUCUCAUUGCAGGCACAUAAAAGAAAAAGAAGUACAUGAAGAUUGUAAAUAGAUUGAGAAGAUCUAUGAACAAAAUGACCCAAAAUGAAGAUCUAUUUACAUGAAGAUUGUAAAUAGAUUGUAAAUAGAGUCAAGUCAGAAGAAUUGCGUAUCAAAAUGACCCAAAGGAAGAUUGAAUGUCAUGAUAUAAAGACAAACAAAAUAACCGUUGUGGGAGCAAUUAACGAAUGCUCAAAAACAUUCAAGCAGAAGAAAAACUAAAACAAAAUCUAUAAGUGGUUGAUUGGAAUCAAACAUGCGUGGAAAUUUAUGUUGCGCGAAAUCGCGAAAAUCAUAAACAAACAAGAAAUCGAAGACGUUAACUUUUUUUCAAAAAAUGCUUGUUUGGAGAGUUUCCAAAGAAUUUUCAUGAAGUUUGAGAAACAGGUACUCUUUUUGGAAAGCUUGCGUGCUACCUAGAUGUGAAUGAAGGAAUGAUUGUGCGUUUCCAAUUACCAUUGAGCCGGUUGUGAAUGUUGGUAUUCUUUUGACGUGAAACGUACUUAUCAUUUUAAAUUGUUAAGAAUUAAAUAAUCGUAGCUGCUGCGCGCGCCUCCAACAUUGCUGGGCGCACCCAAUUUGUGCAAUUCUAGACAAUUUUGUCCUUGGUCAAAGUUCACGUCACUCCUAAUGUGCGACGUAAAACAUCUUCCUUCAUUAUUGAUUUUUAAUUUUUUAAUUUUAAAUUCUCGUAGGAAUGAUAGGAUCACAGCUCACAAGAGCCAAGUCUAACAAUUUGACAUUUACCCUCCCUCCAACAAUUUGUUGCCAUGUGGCCAAUUUGCCUUUUUUUUUAUAAAAUGUUAUUACUUUUCUAAUUUUGGUGCUACUUUUAUAAAAAAUAUAUCAAAUUAAAUAAUUUUUUAUGAUCUGACAUCAAUAUCAUAUAUGACAUCAAUAUCAUAUAUGUAAAAAUUUAAAAAAAAAAACAUUUGGUGAAGUCUGUUGAACAGCUGAUUAAUGUAUAUUUACUACGUAGUAUUUUUUAAAUCUACUCUAGUUUGAUCUGAACUCAUUUGUUGAAUUUGUCUAGAUCGAAAUCAAUUCAAUUAAAAAUAUUCUAAGUAUCAUUCGCGUCCGAAAUCUAGUUAUGUACGGAGUAACAAUGUAACAUAUAUGGUCAAAAAAUUAAUAAUGCUUAUUUAUAUUAAAACUUUGGAUUUAUAAAAAUAUAUUAAACUAGCAUUCUAAAUUAUAUAUAGGAGCCGUUAAUUUAUAAAAAGACAAUUGCAAUUUGAAGUGUACUUAUUAGUGUGACAGAGAUUUAUUUAUUGGGUGUCAUUAAUUUAUUGUUAUACUAUCAAUAAUCUUAUUGUCUAGUCUAAACUAGUCUGUCCUAUUAGAUGUUUGUUUAUGUGGG